CGCCAAUAAAAUAGUGAUUAGCAAUGUGCCCAGUGGCGUAAGAUUCGACCAGUUGGAACAGAUACUGUUGCAAUUUGGUCAGGUGAAAGAAAUCGAAAAGCUUAGCCAACGCGAUGGACCAACGCAAGUCGUACAGAUUGCUUUUGAAUCCUCUGAACAAGCCCACAAUGCAUUAGCAAAUUUGCCAGGAUUAGAGCUUGAGGGUUGCCAGGUAAAAGUUGAGCCAGCCAUGGAAAGGAGGAACCGUAGUGCAAUAAGACCAAGGCACGCUACAUUUGGUGCUCCUGGCGCUACUCCCACUAUCGGAAAUAGGCAAACAGAGUUCCCAUUACGAAUACUAGUACACAGUGAUAUGGUUGGAGCAAUUAUUGGUAGAGGUGGCUCUACAAUCAGACAAAUAACUCAACAAACAAGAGCCAGGGUUGAUGUUCAUAGAAAAGACAAUGUUGGUUCUUUGGAGAAAGCAAUCACAAUAUAUGGUAAUCCAGAAAAUUGUACUAAUGCAUGUCGUAAAAUUUUGGAAGUUAUGCAGCAAGAAGCUACUAACACAAAUAAAGGUGAUGUAAUACUGAAGAUCUUAGCUCAUAAUAAUCUAAUUGGUAGAAUAAUUGGAAAAGAGGGUAAUACGAUCAAGAGAAUUAUGUCUGAGACUGAAACAAAAAUCACUGUAUCUAGUAUAAAUGAUAUCAACAGCUUCAACUAUGAAAGAAUAAUUACUGUAAAAGGCUCAAUAGAGAAUAUGUCUAAAGCAGAAGCUCAAAUUAGUGCAAAACUCCGACAAAGUUUUGAAAAUGAUCUACAAUCAAUGGCUCCUCAAACUGUCAUGUUCCCUGGACUUCAUCCGAUGGCAAUGAUGUCAGCAACAGGAAUAACUUAUCCAGGCCGCGGUGGUCCAACUAGUUAUCAGCCAUUUGCACCAGCACCAUACCCUCCCAUGUAUCCUUCAACCAUUCCACCAAUUAACCCAGCUUUGGCUGCUGAUAUCCAGGAAACUGCAUUUUUAUUUAUACCUAAUAGUGCUGUUGGUGCUAUUAUUGGUACUAAAGGUUCCAAUAUCCGUAGCAUGAUCAGGUUUAGUGGUGCAUCUGUUAAAGUUGCAUCCACUGAAAAUGAAAAAACUACAGCUGCAGGUGACACUUCUAACGGUGGUACUCAACAAGCUAGUCGAAAAGUAACAAUUGUUGGUACAGCUGAAGCUCAGUGGAAAGCUCAAGGUAUGAUAUUUGACAAGUUGCGGGAUGAAGGUUUUGUCCCAGCCACAGAAGAAGUAAGGUUGACUGUUGAAAUAUUGGUACCAAGUAGUCAAGUUGGUCGCAUAAUUGGCCGUGGUGGAUCAAAUGUCAGAGAACUGCAAAGAGUGACUGGAUCUAUCAUAAAACUACCUACUCAAGGAUCAACAGAUGGUUCUGAGGAUACUACAACAGUACACAUAAUUGGUCACUUUUUAGCUACUCAAUCAGCUCAAAGAAGAAUUCGUUCAAUGGUUGCAUCUGGAGCGAAUCCAGUGCCAAGACCACAACAACCGCGCACCAACAGACCCACAGAGACACCACAAUAGUGAGUCGAUGACAGUUACUGUUAGUCUCAGGCAAAUAUAUCUCCUCCACCGACAUUAUAUAUUUUUACAUCAAAUUAAAAAAAAAAUAAUGUUAUUUAUUUAAUA
Sipha flava (yellow sugarcane aphid) is the source of this 1663-nucleotide messenger RNA. Its product is annotated as insulin-like growth factor 2 mRNA-binding protein 1. Gene Ontology annotation, cellular component: cytoplasm; cytosol; nucleus. NCBI's taxonomy places the organism in Eukaryota, Metazoa, Arthropoda, Insecta, Hemiptera, Aphididae. The record is from RefSeq and is a predicted model, not a curated record. Gene Ontology annotation, molecular function: mRNA 3'-UTR binding. Gene Ontology annotation, biological process: nervous system development; regulation of gene expression.